UUAUUUCGCUAUUAGACGUGUACCUCUCGCGUCCAAGGCGGGAACGGACGUACUAAGAACUUGAACUAUAAAUCUGUUAUAUCCUAUACGUGAGGAGAUUGUGAAUAAUUUUGAUCCUUUAUAAUUAAAGUGUCGGCUCAUAAAAUAUAUUUCAGAAGUGUUAACUCCAGUCUAUGUGAUGUGGCUAAUCGGAUUGUUACUGUUCUUUGUAACAGCAAGUCGACAACUAUCGAUAUCAGAGUUUGAUGUGCCUGACGCCGUGCGCCUCGGAGACAACGCUUCCUUGCAGUGUCGAUACGAGCUUGACCCACUCGAGUCAGAUCAGUCUCUCUUCGUAAAGUGGUGGUGGACUCCUUUAAAUGGUUCAAGCGACGAGAGAACUCAAUUAUAUCAAAGGAUUGCUGGUCGUGAUCCUGUCGCCAUACACCAUGAAAUUGAAAUAGAAGAUCAUGACGACAUUUUACUGCUCAACGUCUCGGUGAAGGACUCGGGAACAUACGAAUGCGAAGUAUCAAAUAUAGAUGAAGUUCGCAUGUCCGAUACGUUGAUUGUUUUCAGUUCGGGAAGUGGCGUUGAUCUCGACCUCACCACAACUGACGACGGUCCGGACGAGGACUCCGACGACGACGUGCUGGUCACGUGUCAAGCGUCAGACGUCGCCCCCUACCCUGACCUCACCCUCACGAUUAAUGGCGACGCUAUCAAUGCUUCGGAGUCAGUGACGAGCUUGGGUGAUGACACUUACGACAUUCUGAUCAACAUGACAGUGAGCGAACUGGCGCCUGGAUCUGACGUCUCCUGCAAGCUCAGUUUUCUAAAUCUCAAUGUCUCCGACGCAUUAUUUACUGCCACAGAGACUUACAAUGAUUCAUCGGUCACCACAACUGAAGAGACCCCCGAGAUGUCGACAGAGGCCUCUGACAUAAACUCUGUAAGCCGCGCUUCGAGCUCCGUUUGGAUAUUGUCAUUGACAGCGGCAACUGUAAUAAAUUUUCUUCGGUAAGAUUAUUGAAAAUGGGGGGAUAUUAUUAUAAAUUAUUGUUGAAAUCUUUUAAAUAAAUUUUAUUUUAUGUUUCCA
Molecule: messenger RNA, 1078 nt
Organism: Leptidea sinapis
Lineage: Eukaryota; Metazoa; Arthropoda; Insecta; Lepidoptera; Pieridae
Exons: 7
Coding region: 179-1003 (274 amino acids)
Source: RefSeq, a predicted model, not a curated record